CCCUUGGCUGGCGCCCCCGUGGAGCCAUUCCCCGUCCACUCCCACAUUCCCACGGGCCACUGGGGAGAAAAAGGUUAUGCCUUCCUCUGCCUCCAUGACGGCGAUGGUGGCGGCGCUCCUGCUACUGGCGGCGGCGGCGGCGCAGGCGCGGGAGGAUCCGGCGUGCUACCCGCGAGUGUUCAGCUUCGGGGACUCGCUGGCGGACACGGGAAACUUGCUCUACCUCUACGGCAAUGACUCCUACGAGGCCGCGACCAGGCUGCCCUACGGCGAGACCUAUUUCCACAAAGCCACCGGUCGAUCCUCCAACGGCCGCCUCAUCAUCGACUUCAUCGCGGAGGCGCUGGGGUUGCCGUUCGUGCCGCCGUACAUGAGUGGGCGGAGCGCGGAGGACUUCACCGGCGGUGCUAACUUCGCUGUGGGCGGCGCCACGGCGCUGAGCCCGGACUUCUUCUGGGAGAAUGGAGUGCCCGCGUUUCGGGCUGACACGGUGCACCUUGACAUGGAAAUGGCGUGGUUCCGCGACCUCCUCGGCCUGCUCUGCCCCGGCGGCGUCGCCGAUUGCAUGGACAUGAUGAGCAAAUCUCUCUUCCUGGUUGGUGAAAUUGGGGGCAAUGAUUACAACCUACCUCUUUUCUAUGGGGUGCCCUUUGAGAAGAUUCACACCUUCACACCAAGUAUCAUUGCCAAAAUCUCUUCUACUAUCGCCGAACUGGUUGAGCUAGGUGCCAAAACGUUGCUAGUUCCUGGCAACCUUCCAAUUGGGUGCAUCCCAGCCUACCUCACGGCAUACAUGAGUGACAAGAUGGAAGAUUAUGAACCAGAGACGGGUUGCAUCCGUUGGAUGAAUGAGUUCUCACAGUACCACAACAAACUUCUUGUGGAUGAGUUGGAAAAUCUGCGAAAGCUUCAUCCUGGAGUGGUGAUUAUCUAUGCUGAUUACUAUGGAGCUGCCAUGGAGAUCUUCUCUUCUCCCGAACAAUUUGGCAUAGAGGAUCCUUUGAUGGCUUGUUGCGGUGGAGGAGGGCCAUAUGGUGUGUCCGCAACUGCAGGAUGUGGGCAUGGAGACUACAAGGUAUGCGAUGACCCACAAAAAUAUGCAUCAUGGGAUGGCUUCCAUCCCACAGAAGCUACAUACAAAGGCAUUGCCAAUGGCCUUUUAAGAGGUUCAUAUACUCAGCCUCCAAUUUCCACCACCAGUUCAUGUCCACAAACUACUGAGCUUGCUUCUUCCCUUGAAUACAAGGUCCUUUAUGACAUGUAAUUCUAUAACUACGUAUGGUUUAAAUAUGAUGAGUUUUUUGCGGGUGAAAUAUGACGAUUCUAUAUUAUGAAAAUUUGGCUAAUGGUAAGAUGUAGCCAUGCCAAAAGGUUCUAGUC
Molecule: messenger RNA, 1380 nt
Organism: Triticum dicoccoides
Lineage: Eukaryota; Viridiplantae; Streptophyta; Magnoliopsida; Poales; Poaceae
Product: GDSL esterase/lipase At1g28600-like
Exons: 5
Coding region: 77-1264 (395 amino acids)
Molecular function (GO): hydrolase activity, acting on ester bonds
Source: RefSeq, a predicted model, not a curated record